GUGCAGCAGGGAGGAAUGGAGGUGUGGUUGGGGAUGAUGAUGGGAGAGUUUGGUACGUGGAGUUGGGUGGAUGGAUCACCCAUGAAUUAUACCCACUGGGUAGGUGACCACCCGCCUACUAAUACCGACUCUAACACCUGUGUCAAGAUGGUAGUAAACAACUCAGACUCUGACGGUCGAUGGGGUGCACAGUCGUGCCGCAGCAUCCUGCACUACGUCUGCAAGAUGCCACUCAAAACUUGUCCAGAGGAAUCCACAUACUCUGAGAGAGAUGUUACACCCGAGCCAGCAGGAGGACACAUGGAGCAACUCCGCACGCAGGUGUAA
Molecule: messenger RNA, 327 nt
Organism: Cherax quadricarinatus
Lineage: Eukaryota; Metazoa; Arthropoda; Malacostraca; Decapoda; Parastacidae
Source: RefSeq, a predicted model, not a curated record